Oldenlandia corymbosa var. corymbosa is the source of this 870-nucleotide messenger RNA. NCBI's taxonomy places the organism in Eukaryota, Viridiplantae, Streptophyta, Magnoliopsida, Gentianales, Rubiaceae. The record is from the annotation of a GenBank genome assembly.
AUGGUUUCCUACCUCGCGGGUUUAUCUCCGGCAUUGCUGUAUCAGCACCUGAGAAGGUUAUCCAUUUGCUAUGGGAGAAUCCAGGACGAAUUUUUCUCCGAAUUUUCACAAAAGUUCCCACAUCUGGAAGAUUUGUCACUGCUAUGCCUGGAGAGUAUCAAAAUUUCGAGUGUCUCCUUGAAGAGAAUAAAUCUGGCUGAUAAUGUUGGAUUACAGGAGGCACAAUUUCAUGUGCCUAGUAUUGUUCUUUUUCAAUAUGCUGGAGGGAUCGAGACGAGGGUUUCAUUUGUUAGUGCCUCAGAGAGAUGGAUGUCUCGUGUCAAGGUCAGAUGCAAUAAAAAAGCAGGCACUUUAUGGUUCAUGAAGUUAAAGGAUUUUCUAACAAGAUUAAGUCAAUGUUCACAAGUUUUCGUUACUGCUGGUUUGGGAUAUAAUGUGGAUUUCAAUUUAGAUGAAGUGACGAAAAGUCCUGAGAUUGCAGAAUUUUGUGUUAACAUUUGCCCGAAUCACGAAAACUCGUUCAAGUAUCCUAAACCAUCUGCUCUUGCACUUCUGGGUGGUAUAUUUUGGGCGUGUCGUCCUUGCGCGAUCAAAACCAGUUGGCAUGUGAGUGGGUUCACAAAGAUCCUGUACGAGUUUCUGGUUUUGAGAAGUGAACCUAACUAUUUUGGUUCUCCACAAGUUCAUUUCUGGAACAAGAGUUUCGAAUUGGCGAAAGAUAUUGAGAUAUGCGAUUCCAAAAUGAACCGCAUUAUGCAGCUGCCCAGGACGUUGGAUUGGAAGGCCUUUUUGAAGGCAUUAGAAGCUCAGGAUCUCGUGAAUGUUACAGUUUGCUUCAACUUGCAAUGGCAGCAAGCAAAAUUUUCAUGA